AUGGCGGCGGAGGGCGGUUCGUCGUCGGGAACGCGCGAAGUGGUCGAAGACGACUUCUUCGGCGCCGAAUCCGGGUGGGUGGAGGCUCGAACGGCUUGCGACCACCUUCCCUCGUUGUGUUCCGAUCUCUCUCAGAUCCCUCUCCCGGAUUCCCCCUGCUCCAGAUGCCACCACCCUGCCGAAAAUUGGUUAUGUUUGAGCUGUAAAGACGUCUUUUGCAGUCGUUUUAUAAAUAAACACAUGCUUAAGCACUAUGAAGAGAGUGGGCACUGCCUUGCUUUGAGCUUCAGUGAUCUAUCGGUCUGGUGUUUCGAAUGUGAUGCGUAUCUGGAUGUUCAGAUGAUUUGGCAGUUGCGGCCUGUUUAUGAAGUUGCCCAUCUGUUAAAAUUCGAGGAGCGACCAUCAUUUCGGGCUAUCGAGAGCCUGCAGCUAUCUAGUGAUCAAGGUGAAGGUUCCUCUUAAGCUCCUCAGAUUAUGUUACUACCUGUAGUUGUUCUCUUAAAGUGAAAGUUACACUUGGUUUCCUGCUAUCUUGAUGUUAAAGAAGAAACCUUGAAUGUUGCUUCACACAUGGGCAUGUUUUUAGAGUUAAUCUGAACCAGAAGACAACGCGCAUGCUUCUAGUCGUUUCCUGUAGCACAUCAGUGCUCGAAUGAUUGAUCGAAGUAGGCGUCGGCCUUGACGUGUCCUUAAUCC
Messenger RNA from Musa acuminata subsp. malaccensis (wild Malaysian banana), 696 nucleotides. RefSeq lists its product as uncharacterized. The record is from RefSeq and is a predicted model, not a curated record. Gene Ontology annotation, molecular function: zinc ion binding. NCBI's taxonomy places the organism in Eukaryota, Viridiplantae, Streptophyta, Magnoliopsida, Zingiberales, Musaceae.